Messenger RNA from Aplysia californica (California sea hare), 702 nucleotides. RefSeq lists its product as uncharacterized. The record is from RefSeq and is a predicted model, not a curated record. Lineage: Eukaryota; Metazoa; Mollusca; Gastropoda; Aplysiida; Aplysiidae.
GGAUGGGACUGGUUGAACUCUUCCUGUUUACAAGAACUCGGCAUACACUUUUCAAUUCUUUUUCUGCUACUCUUGGACCAUAUCUGGUGGCAAAAGGAUGUUCAGUGAAGAAAUCGUCCCUCGACAAUAAAGACCCUCCUCUGGUCUACAUUACUCGUCGUUCACUUCGGAAUGGGCAGAUUGUUCAUGUACGCCGGGUACCUCCCUGUGGACUUCUUCCCGGGGACCAGGUCAGGCGGCGAAGGCGGGAGCUCUAAAACGGCCCCCGGACACACCCUGAAACCCUCGCCUCUAACAACGAUGGCGGUUGCAGCAAGCACAAUGAUUUUCAUCGUCAUCGUUAUCGGUGUUCUUUGUCUGCACGAGGCGCUACGAUGUAUGAGAAGUAGAAAUCUUUCCACGUCUCAGACGGCGUCAGAAGAUGUGGAAGAUGCGAAAGAACAGGAGGGAAAAGCGCAAAAAGAAGGAGAAAAUUAUGUAAGGGAAGGUGCAACGAUGUCUUCGGGUUAUCCGGAGGUAGAGAGCUGUCGUUUUGUCGCUUCGCCUGCUUUGGCGAAACGGCUUCCGGGUCACAAAGGUCAAGGUGACAAGGUCAGUUUGGAGCGUGACGACGAAGUGGGGGUCACGACUGAGAUGAGUCAGAAGGAAGACAGCGAAGACACAAACACCGCACAGAAACAAGGGUACAGUGACGUCAAGCUU